Molecule: messenger RNA, 2419 nt
Organism: Plasmodium vivax (malaria parasite P. vivax)
Lineage: Eukaryota; Apicomplexa; Aconoidasida; Haemosporida; Plasmodiidae
Exons: 1
Coding region: 1-2226 (741 amino acids)
Biological process (GO): proteasome-mediated ubiquitin-dependent protein catabolic process
Cellular component (GO): nucleus; cytoplasm; GID complex
Molecular function (GO): ubiquitin protein ligase activity
Source: RefSeq, a predicted model, not a curated record
AUGGAAGAGAAGCCCGACCAGGCGUUAAGCCCCCCCCCUGUGGAGGGCCUCCCUGCAGGGGAAGCAGCGCAGGAAGAUACCGCUGAACAGCGGACAGAUGAGAGAACCGUCGGGAGAGAUGGAGACCCCACAGGGAGUGACCAACAGGAGCUAACCGGAAAGAAGGACAACGUAGACGAGGUGUUCAAAAGUGUGGAGGAGCGAAUAGAUAAAAAUAUGGCCCUCGUUGAUGAUGCGUCGAGGGCCCUUAUGAUGUUAAGUGGGGAGUGUCAACCGGAGGAGGGAGUCGAGGUGGGCGUCUUUCCCCCCGCUGCUGCGCAGAAGGAUGUGCGCGGUGGGGGCAGUGAGAGUUGCUCCCCUGGCACCGCCAACCCACAGGGUAGUGGCGAGAGCCCCAAGAAGGCCACUGACACUAUGAAGGCCACUGACACUAUGAAGGCCACUGACACUAUGAAGGCCACUGACACUAUGAAGGCCACUGACACUAUGAAGGCCACUGACACUAUGAAGGCCACUGACACUAUGAAGGCCACUGACACUAUGAAGGCCACUGACACUAUGGUAGAAGCAACCCAGCAGGGGGGAGCCAACAGCCCGGGGAAGGAUCCCCUGUGCAGGGAGGUAAUGAUCAACCGGGAUGACUGCGAAGACGGCGAUAGCAACUGCGACGAGGACACGUGGUCCAACGUGAGCUACCUGUCCGUGGAUGAGGCCAGUCUGUAUCACGAGGCGGCCGAGGUGUGCGCGGCGGCGCCGAAGCAGGAGCAGGCGAGGUGCUCGAGGGAGGAGCUGCGGCGGCAGAUGCUGAGGAGCGACGAGGAGGCGGAGCGGCGGGCAGAGCGGCAGCAACCAGCAGUGGAGCAUCCAGCAGGGGAGCAGCCAACAGGAGAGCAUCCAGCAGGGGAGCAGCCAACAGGAGAGCAGCCAACAGGCCAACCGCUAACAGGCCAACCGCUAACAGGCCAACCGCUAACAGGCCAACCGCUAACAGGCCAACCGCUAACAGGCCAACCGCUAACAGCGCAACCGCCAACAAGCCAACCGCCAGCGGCGGACCUGUCGAAGCAGCUCGCCCUGAACGCGAUCGACAAGUCGUUCAUACAAAUCCCCCUCAAGUGCAUCCUAAACUGUUUCCGAAACAUCCAGAAGGAGUUGGAGAGGAACUUCACCAUCAUCACGCUGUUCAUAGAGAAGCGGCUAGUCAACCUGACGGAUGAGAUUUACCUGAACAAGCUGAACACCAUCAUCGAGAAAAUGGAAUCAUUACGGAGCAAAGUAAUGGAAUCAAAGAUGCAUCUGGAGAAAUAUGUCAACCGUUUGGCUAGUCGACUCAAGUACAUCUACUUCGAGGGAGAUAUCCAGUUGGAAAAUUUGAAGCAUGACUUCCGCUUCGAAAUGUAUGAGAAUCGAAUAAAUUGGCUAGUCGACGGGUUCUUAUCUAGAUACGGGUUCUUUGACACGGUAGAAGUAUUCACCAAAAGGUACAAAUUGGGAUACUACUCAGAUGCAGAUGUGUAUAGGGAAUACCUAGACAUAAUAACCGAACUGAAGAGGCACAAUAUCAAGCCGGCACUAGACUGGUGCCAAAAGUACAAAUCGCAAUUAAAAAAAAUCGAUUCAAAUGUAGAAGCAGAGCUGCAUCUGCAAUUUGUCAUUAGCAUAAUUUGUGAAAAUAAAUUUUUUGAGGCCAUUGAGUAUAUCAAAAAAAGCGUCUGCAAACCGGAUGAGCAGAUCUCUGCAGAUGUGAAGUUCCUCGUGACGUACAUCGGGUUGUAUGGGUCCAACGAGAAGAGACACUCCACGGAUGCGUUGAGGCGAUUCAAACGGAGGAGAUGGCGUAAAGUUAUAAAGUCGUUUCAAGAGGUGUACUCCGAAAUAACGGGCGUGCUGAACAAGCCCCUACUGGAGCUGCUGCUGAAGGCUGGGAUUUCGGUCGUCAAGACGGAGCAGUGUGGGAAGCAGAAGUGCACCAAGUGCCCCACGUGCAUCGACGAGCUUAGGCACACCAUCAUGCAGGUGCCGCACAUACAGAAGACCAAGAGCUUCCUCGUGUGCCCCUACACCAGCGAAGUUAUGGACGAGAAGAACCCCCCCUUCACCACCCCCGCGGGCCACGUCUUCUCGGAGAAGGCCAUCUCCCUCUUCGUCAAGUCGGACGACGUGUUCGAGUGCCCCGUCACGGCGGAGCGCUACCGCAUGCAGGACCUGUCGCGGCUGUUCAUUUGAGGGGGAGCGGCGCGUGUGGCGGUGCAGCGGAGCAGCGGUGCACACCGUGUACGGCUAACUCCCUCCAGUUUUGCCUCCAACGAUGUUUGCUCCGCAGCGGUGAGGGAGGGGCGCCUCUCCGGUAGAAUGCCUCUCCACUAGAUGUACCGCUACACGCGCCGCUAUUCGCGCCGCUACACGCUAGAUGACCUUG